CGAAGCAGCGGGACUCGCGGCUGCUCCUGCUCCUCUCGCCUGGUUCGGUUCUUCGGCACUCGGUUGUGGGUUGUGUCAGCCCUCGGUGGCUUUUGCUCUGUUAGUUGCCUGCGCGUAACCAAGCUGACUGGGCGAGUUUUGUUAGUUGAUACACCGGUUGGGUAGAAAUUUUCACCGAAGUUUAUCGAUUUGAAUUAAAAUUUAAUAAAAAUAUUAAUAAUAAUUGCUAAUAAAGUAAAACAUAUAUAAAUAUAUAUAUAUAUAUAUCUACACACAUUACGAAUAUAUAUUGAUAUAUCUAUUACACGAAAAAGUGCGAGAGAUACAUGGGUGAUCGGUAAUAAUAAUAUAAUAAAGAGAUUAUUAACAUUGAACGAAGAAACAAUUAAUUGUAGUCAACGAAUCGUUGUUAUCAAUUGUAAUAAAAUAAAUAAUUAAUUCAGUCCGUUCCUCGUGAGCCAGUGAAUUCGAUUAAUAAAAAUAUAAUUUUAAAAAAUAUAUACACCGUCGUUGUCGAUACUGACUGUGUUCGGCUGACUUUGUUAUAGAUAAAAGAGAGAAAAAAAAAACUGUGUGUGAUACUCGAAGAGUUCAAUAGCUGAGUGAAAGGAGAAGUGAUUUAUUUCAACGGGUAAUACGACCAAAUAAAACGAAUCCUUACGAAUCAUUGCAAUCCGAGCUUCCGGAAAAUAAGCGGCAGCGACGCAACGAAUAAAAAUUAAAAAAGCUCGAGAAGACAGACACAUAAGAAGAAAAUGGGUGCGCGACAAAGCAAAAGGUCCGUGGAUAUCACGACGACACCUAAAAAGGACGGUCCUCCGGCCGAAGGAGGAGUCGCAGGAGACGCGGGAGCGCCCGGUGAUGGAAAACUCGAAAGAAUCGAGGAGAGCGAUGGCAAACCGACGACCAACGGUACCGCACCUCACGCCGAAGUCGCGGUAAUCGACGAAAAAGACAAGGACAAGGAACAGGAAAAGGAAAAAGAUAAGGACAAAGACGAGGAUACCGAAAAGGAGGACGUUAAAGUCGAGGAUACCAGACCAGAGUCAAACACAGAGGCGCCGGCAGAAGCUGAAGAGGUCACGACACCCACUGACGGUGUCACACCGACCAGUCCGGACUCCGCCACUUCCCCCGAGAGCAAAGACGCCAAGAAGAAGGACAAGAAAAAGAAAUGGUCCUUCAGGUCGCUGAGCUUCGGUAAAAGGGACAGAAGCAAGACGGCACGCGAAGAUGCUCCUAAGAACGGUGAUGUCACCAAAGAAGAACCACUCGCCGAGGGUGGUGAAGAAGCCGAAGCUGCAGUUCCAGUCGAGGAAUGUUCCGCCGAAGAGAAGACCGGAGUAAGCAGCCCAACCAUCGAAUCUGCUCCUGCGUCUGCCGAAGUCAAGGAGGAAGACAAGGCUGCCCCUGCCUCUCCUACCCCUGUUGAAGAAAAGAAAAAGGAACCCACUCCUGCCCCCACUCCUGUCCCUGUUGAGGAAAAGAAAGAGGAAAUCGAAAAAGUCGAAUCUGUGGUUGCUGAGAAAGAGGUCAGUCCAGUACAGGCCAUAGCUGCCCCGAUAGGAGCAACUCGAGCUCAGCCAAUUGCGACACCGUCUAUCAUUGAGAGGAAAACCAGUGAGGACCUCCCGCCCCCACUUCCUUCCAGCCCUCCACCAACCCCUAUCGAUCCAUCCCCUUUGCAGCAAGCUCAGCAUGCCGCUGCUAAUGCAUCGGCACUAGCCGAAGCAUUGAAGGUGCCUGCCGAGGCUGCUAGUAUGGCAUCACAGAUAGCUACAGAGCUCGUCGAACCAGUUCAGUCCGUUGACGAUUCAAAAAUAAUUGUCGCUACAGAGUCUAAUACCGUUGAGUCAAGUACCGUUGAGUCGAAUACCGUUGAGUCAAAUAUCGUCGAAUCGAGUUUAGCAUCCGAAUCCCUGCCUGUUGCCGUUACGGAUAUCCCGAAGGAAAUCGAAACUAACUUGCUUGCGGAGACGGCACAGAGUACUCCUGUCCCCGUAGAGGAGUGCGUAAAUGUAUCGGAAAUCGUCAAGUCGGUGGAAUCUGUUCCUGAGGAGAUUCCAGAAUCUUUGAUUGAAAAUGCUAUCAGUGAAGAAAUUGCGAGUUUGCCAAAGUCUGUUGAAGAGUUGACAGUCAAUUUGGAAAGUGAGUCGCAGAGUAUAGUAGAAAAUGGUGUGUCUGGGCUGGACUCGGCAUUACCAGAAGCUUUGAGUAAUAUUGUUGCAGAAAAUAUUGAACCUAUAAUUGUGGCUCAGGAAAGCGAGCUUCAGAAUAAAGGUGACUUGGUCAUUCAGUCGGAGGAAGGUCCACUUCCGCUGACUGAAGACGAUUUUGCCGAAGCCUUGGUCGAAGCUAAACCGGCAUAUGUGGUUACUGCAGAUGAUGAGAUGAUUAAUCUUGAAAGGUCGAUAGAGUCGCAAAAAAUUGUGUCAGAAUCUGAUACGGUUGAUGUUGUUGAAAUCUCAGAAAUUAGUCCAACCCCCGAAACUGUACUGCCCGAUACGGAAUUUGUUUUAUUAGAGAAGACAGAAGUCAAUGCUCCCGAAGUCACUACCGUUUAUGAAAAGCAAGUGCCAAAUGAAUCUGGUACGCCCACGAUAAUUGAUUUAGUUGAGGAUGCCGUUCCGCCUCUACCAGAGUCGCCAAUCCCGAACUACGAGAAAUCUCAGGAUAUCGGUGAAUUGUUAACAGAAAAAAUUAACGACUCGGCUGAUCUAAUAAAUGGCUUGACGGAGGUUGUUGCUGCUUUGUCUAUCAAAUCGAACGAUAUAACUGGAAAUUUUGAUUCUGAAGUAGUUUUUGAUCCCAUUGAGGAAAUAAGGGCCUGUCAUAUGUCUGCAGAGGGAGUUAUUAGUCCUGCAAAAGAAUCUCUGCAAGAACUGUCCAGCUCUGUAACAGACAUUUUAAAUGAUAUUACUUCUCCGUCCGAGAAACUCGCGAGUCCGACAAAUGAAUUAUUAUCGGAACUGUCGACCUGUCCUCUUCCAGCUAAAGACAUUUCAGACGUGUUGAACGAUCUUCCUGCGCCACCCAAUGAAGUGUCCAACGGCAACGUGGAGCCCCUAAUUUGCUCGUUGCCAACCAAAGACCUUCCCGAUCCUGUCGACAAUACCUUGGAACAACCCAUUCUCUGUCCAGUUGUCCCCAAAGCACCUUCAGCUCCUGAAUCGAUUGUUGAAAAUGGAAAUUCUAUUGAAGAAAUUCUAGCCCUGAAAAAACCUAGUCCUGCGAAUCUUCUACUAUCACAAAAAGAAUCUUCGCAAACGCAAUUAAUCGAUGACCAGAGCAAUCAAGAAUUCGAAGUGGAGUCGCUUUCGCAAAGCCUUAAUUCGUACAAUGAUUCGGAUGUUCAAUUGAAGGAGAGAUUAGCGGAAUCUGAGGGAAUAAAUGGAGUGGAAAAUGGGCCCAGUUGUCUAUUGUUAAGUGCUGCAACAACCGCUGUGCCGGAGAACGCCCAGAAAACCCCAGAGCCAGAAGCACUUGCUGAAAACCCAGCUGAAAUAAGUACGACAGAGAGUGUGAACGAAGUUCCAGCAAGUCCUGCUCCAGCAGUACCAGCUGAAAUCUCAAUUCUUCCGCCUUCGGAACCCGCUAUUACCGAAGACGUUGCCUCUGUGACCAAGGCUAUUGAGGAAAUCGAUAUAAGCGACAAGGCAGUAGCGGCUGCGGUCAAUGAAGCUAUCGAAAGCGCUAACACAAACGAGCUUGUCACCGAUUCGGUCCACCAAAAUAAUAUCAUGAACGAAUAAGCGGCGCUAAACCGAAUUGUAUUUUGGGAAGAAGAAAGUUUCUUUUUUUCUCUCGUUAAAACCAAAAAAGUAUAUGGUAUAUAUAUAUAUACACGUAUAUACAUAUGUAUGUAUAUAUAUAUUUAUAUAUUUGGACCAUUCCUGCAACUAAACAGAAAAUAACGUUCUUUUAUUACGAGCAGCAGCAAGAAGCGAUUGUUAUGUAACAUUGUGAGAGCAUACAGACUUUAUAGUAGACCUAUUAAUUAUUAACUAUUUGAUAGGAAAAUCUUUGGAAACAAAAAUGCGAAAUAAGAACAAGGAUAAAUAAUUUAAUAAUCGGAAUGAAAGUAAUUCUAAUUAAUUGGUUUUCAAAAAUAUCAAAUACGUAUUACUGAUGUUCGCUCGAGCGAUAAUUUUUUCAUAAGAUAGGCGAAAAGAUGGCGUUUUAUCCUUGGGCCGUGCCCAUCGCAGGUGACAAUUUUCCUGCCAUGUAGAAAUUUUAAAGUGUCAUUAAUUAUUAUUAAGCCGAACAAAAUACGAAAUGAUUAUUAUUGAGAAGCGUGAGCUUCGAAGCUAAAUGGAGUGAGAUAGGCGGAAGUACGGCUCGGGUACUCCGAGGGAAAUACUCAAAGGGCGAGGCCCUACCCAUAUUGAAUCCGAAACAGCAACAACACACCGUUCACAACGUUGACGGAGAAAUAAAAGCAAAUAUACAGGUAUGCAAAAAUGCAGAAAUGCAUUUAAAUACACGGAACAACAAUACACCCGUACGGAUAAAACGUAGUAUGAACAUGAUACACUCACUUCUGAACUGUGCAUACGUUUAGUUAUUUUCCUCGUAUUUUUUUAAACUACAAUGUUCUUGUAUUUAUACCAUUUGAGAUGUUUUAAGUUGUAAUAAAGAGCUGCGCACACACAACACUAAUCACACGGUACAUAAAUGGAGUAAAUAUACAGUGAGGUUGAGCGUUUAGGUGAUGUGAUCUAUGAACAGAGACGCGUCGCUCGACCCUUGCGAUGCUAAUUCUCCUUAUCAAAUACUUACAAAGCAUACGGUAAAUUUAUGAUAAUUAUUAAAUAUUGCCUAAUUACAAUUACGAAGCCCGCACAACCAAUACCCAAUACCCAAUACCCAAACACCUUUUACAAAUUUUUCAUACGAUAUUUCUACGUUUAUACGAAUCUCCAAAAGUAAAGGUAAUUAAUUAAUUAUGAAAGAUUUUAUUAGGCUCGUAGCGUAGAGAGUAUAAAAUUAAACGGAACUAAAAUAUCCAUAUGUACGCCCCCAAAUCAGAAUUAUUAUUCUAAGUGUUAGAAGAAGGCGUGUGGCCAUUGCUCUCGAUCGUGGUUGGUUUUAAACGAUAAAUUGAUAACCAAGACGAUGAAAAAAAGAAGAAGGAGAAGAAAAAAUAGAAGAUUAAUAAAAAGAAGUAGAUGAAGAUGGAAGUAAAAUUAAAAAUUGUAUAGUAAACCCUACUCUUAUGGAUUUUAAUUAUUAUCUGUAAUAAUGGUUACAACGAAAUUCAAUGUCCUUUCAAAAUAAGAUUUGAUGGUAAACUCAAAUCUAUUUAAAAUUCCCAAAGCGACUGAUCUGCACCUAAUAUCAACUAUAUAUAAAAUAUCAAAUUCGAAACGUCCUUGCAACUUAAUCCCCCGUUAUCGUAUGUUGUAUUGGAGACGAUAUAUUUUAACGUGUUUUUUGAUUCGUGGACGUCUUCGAUAUCGAAAUUCAGUUUUCAGUGUCUUUGAUCCGCAGUUAUAAUAGUAACUAAACUAUUCUACAUUUAUCUAUAACAUAUAAUAAACUGUGAAAUAAGUGUAAA
Athalia rosae (coleseed sawfly) is the source of this 5557-nucleotide messenger RNA. RefSeq names its product A-kinase anchor protein 200-like. The record is from RefSeq and is a predicted model, not a curated record. Bases 756 to 3752 code for a protein of 998 amino acids. The transcript is spliced from 8 exons. NCBI's taxonomy places the organism in Eukaryota, Metazoa, Arthropoda, Insecta, Hymenoptera, Athaliidae.